Molecule: messenger RNA, 822 nt
Organism: Macrosiphum euphorbiae (potato aphid)
Lineage: Eukaryota; Metazoa; Arthropoda; Insecta; Hemiptera; Aphididae
Source: the annotation of a GenBank genome assembly
AUGAAUUUAAUAGCAAAGAAAACAAACAUUUCAAACUCUUUCUUUAUUUUCAGAACUUUAACGCAAAAUUAUGUAAAAGAAACGGUAAAUGCUCAUGAAGUAGAACAUCAUUCCAACAUGAAAGAGUAUUGGUGGAAUAGUAAUGGACCAUUAAAUGCAUUACACUCUUUUAAUCCAUUAAGAGUUUCAUUUAUAAUAAAUGGAUUAACAAAUAUGAAAAAAAUUGAAACAAAAAACAUUGGCACUCGUCAAAGUUUAGAAAAUAUAAAAAUACUUGAUGUCGGUUGUGGUGGUGGAAUUUUAACUGAGGCAUUAGCGCGUAUUGAUGGUAAUGUGACCGGAAUAGAUCCCAGUAAAGAACUAAUAACAAUCGCCAAUGAUCAUUCUGUGAUUCUAAGAAACAAAAAUAUUAUAUAUUUCAAUGAAUCAAUUGAAGAGCAUGCACUAUCAAACACAGAAUCAUAUGAUGCUAUUGUAACUUCAGAAGUUUUGGAGCAUGUAUCCAAUAAAUAUGGCUUUUUAACAAAAUGUAUUGAUUGCUUAAAGCCUGGAGGAUCUUUGUUUGUAACAACCCCAAAUAGAACGAUUUGUUCAUGGUUGAGCGUUAUAGUGUUAGGAGAAACAUUAAAUUUCAUACCAAAAGGUACUCACGAAUGGGAAAAAUUCAUAUGUCCUCACGAAUUGCAGUCAAUUUUAGAAAAUAAUUGUGAAUGUGAUACUAUUUCAAUUAAUGGACUUUCAUAUGAUCCUUUUACAAACCGAUGGAGUUGGACUGACUCGACUGAUUUAUCUUAUGCCUUACAUGCAGUAAAACGUAUAUAG